AGUAGUAGUGGAAAUGGGAGACAGGCUAAAGGAGAAGCUUUUGCAUCAGCAAAACAAUUCAGAUGAAAGUGUUGAAGAGGAAGAGUCACUGAGGGAAAGGGUAUGGAAAGAGAGCAAGAAGAUGUGGGUGGUAGCAGGCCCUGCUAUAUUGACAAGGUUUUCAACUUUUGGAAUCACAGUAAUUAGUCAAAUCUUCAUUGGGCAUAUUGGAUCCACUGAACUAGCUGCUUAUGCUCUUGUGAUGACUGUCCUAGUAAGGUUUGCAAAUGGUGUACUACUGGGUAUGGCUAGUGCAUUGGAAACUCUAUGUGGACAAGCAUAUGGGGCAAAAAAAUAUGACAUGCUUGGAGUGUAUCUUCAAAGAUCAUGGAUAGUCUUGUUCUUCACCUCAAUUUUUCUUCUACCUAUUUACAUCUUUACCACCCCAAUUUUAGAGGCUCUAGGCCAAGAUAAAAGUAUUGCUCAAGUUGCAGGAAGCAUUUCUCUCUGGUCCAUAGGUGUGGUCUUUGCUUUCUCUGUGUCUUUCACUUGCCAAAUGUUCCUACAAGCACAGAGCAAGAACAAGAUUAUUGCCUACCUAGCAGCAGUUUCAAUUUCAAUUCACCUUUUUCUGUCAUGGCUUUUAACUGUCAAGUACAAGUUUGGGCUCAAUGGGGCAAUGACAUCAACAAUUUUUGCAUACUGGAUACCAAAUUUGGGCCAGCUUAUGUUUAUCAUAAAGAAAUGCCCAGAUACAUGGUUGGGUUUCUCAUUUUUGGCCUUCAAAGAUCUCUGGCCUGUUAUCAAGCUUUCCCUGUCUUCUGGGGCUAUGUUAUGUCUUGAGAUCUGGUACAAUACAGUUUUGAUUCUUCUAACGGGGAACAUGAAAAAUGCUGAGGUUUCUAUUGAUGCUCUGGCCAUAUGCCUCAACAUCAAUGGCUGGGAAAUGAUGAUAGCCCUUGGUUUCUUUGCUGCAGCUGGUGUCCGGGUGGCAAAUGAGCUUGGAAGAGGGAGUUCAAAGGCUGCAAUGUUUUCCAUUCUGAUAACAGUUCUCACAUCAUUUUCCAUUGGGUUCGUGCUAUUCUUGGUGUUCCUAUUCCUGAGGGGAAAACUUGCUUACGUUUUCACUCCAAACCCAGAGGUGGCUGAAGCAGUUGGGGAUUUAUCACCUUUGCUGUCAGUCUCCAUGUUGUUGAACAGUGUCCAACCAGUGCUUUCUGGAGUUUCUGUUGGAGCUGGGUGGCAAAGCGUAGUAGCAUAUGUAAACAUAGGCUGUUAUUACCUGAUUGGUAUUCCUGUGGGAGUGGUUCUUGGUAACCUUCUCCAUUUGCAAGUCAAGGGUGUUUGGAUUGGAAUGUUGUUUGGAACAUUUGUUCAAACCGUGAUGCUUAUCACAAUCACACUUAAAACUGAUUGGGACAAGCAGGUAGAGAUAGCUCGAAAUCGCAUUAACAAAUGGGCUGUGGUGGAGAACGAAGAGUCAAACAACAGAUCAAAUAUAUCUAGCUAAAUAGUGUUUAUCUAGCAUUUGACAUUUCAGUUCUCCUCUCUCUUGAUC
Messenger RNA from Gastrolobium bilobum, 1537 nucleotides. RefSeq names its product protein DETOXIFICATION 21-like. Gene Ontology annotation, molecular function: xenobiotic transmembrane transporter activity; antiporter activity. Gene Ontology annotation, cellular component: membrane. The transcript is spliced from 8 exons. The coding region runs from base 14 to 1489 and encodes 491 amino acids. Lineage: Eukaryota; Viridiplantae; Streptophyta; Magnoliopsida; Fabales; Fabaceae. Gene Ontology annotation, biological process: xenobiotic detoxification by transmembrane export across the plasma membrane. The record is from RefSeq and is a predicted model, not a curated record.